UCCUCCUGAAGUGGCUACACAUCUUGUGCUGCCUGUCAUCUUGCUCCAGAGCAUUCCAGCAGAGAUGUCCUGCCAGCAGAACCAGCAGCAGUGCCAGCCUCCUCCCAAGUGUCCUCCCAAGUGUCAGACACCAAAGUGCCCUCCAAAAUGCCCACCCAAAUGUCCUCCCAAGUGCCCCCCUGUGUCUUCCUGCUGUAGCCUGGGUUCUGGGGGCUGCUGUGGCUCCAGCUCUGGGGGCUGCUGCAGCUCUGGUGGCUGCUGUAGUUCUGGUGGUGGAGGCUGCUGCCUGAGCCACCACAGACCCCNCAGAUCUCUUCGUCGCCAUCGCCACAGCUCUGGAUGCUGUAGCAGUGGUGGCAGCAGUGGCUGCUGUGGCAGUAGUGGCUGCUGUGGCAGCAGUGGCAGCAGUGGGUGCUGCGGCAGUAGUGGUGGCAGCAGUGGUGGCAGCAGUGGCUGCUGUGGCAGUAGCCAGCAGUCUGGGGACUGCUGCUGAACAGGGCCCUUGCACUUCAGACAAGCUGUGGAGAAGUUUUCCUGCCUGCCACUCCUUUCUGUUGUGCUCUGUAUUCUGGACUCUUGGUCAUCCUCUACAAAGUUGUGACUUUCUCCUAAAAUGACCAAAUUGCAAUAAUAAAGACUCCCCUU
This is a messenger RNA of Mus pahari (shrew mouse), 645 nucleotides long. Its product is annotated as late cornified envelope protein 1F-like. The record is from RefSeq and is a predicted model, not a curated record. Gene Ontology annotation, biological process: epidermis development. Bases 65 to 493 code for a protein of 142 amino acids. Lineage: Eukaryota; Metazoa; Chordata; Mammalia; Rodentia; Muridae. The transcript is spliced from 2 exons.